AAUCUGACCAUUGAUGCAAUGUAUUCCAAUGAUUUAGAAAUUGGUGAGUUAGUAUUAAAAAUGUGGAAUUCUUUAGAUCUUUCAAAUAUAUUCCAUUGAGCAACAAAAGGCUUAGAAUCAAAAAUCCAUUCUCUCAUGAAUAUCAUACUUGUGUUUCUCUCUCUUCCAAGCUUGCUGAGUUUCGUCACGGCUGCUGAUGAUCCAACAUAUCUUUACCAUAUCUGCCCAAAUACAACUUCCAACACAGACAGCACCUUUCAAACAACCCUCAAUCUUUUCUUGGCUUCUCUUACAAGAGAUGCUUAUCUCAACGAUAAAUAUUCCAACGGUUUUUACAACGCUACCGCGGGCAAUGACCCUGACAAGUUGUAUGCCCUCUUUCUUUGCCGCGGCGAUGUCAAUAUGGACACCUGCCAACGCUGUAUUAAUGUUGCAACCGCAAACAUAACUAAUCUUUGUCCUGCUGUAGAACAAAGCUUAAUAUGGUAUGACGAGUGCCUUUUCCGUUAUUCAAACCAGACCUUCUUUUCUACCGUGAGCGUAGAAGACUCUGUGAUCAUGUAUAAUAUAAAUAAUUUUACAGGCACAGAUGACUUUGGUCAGAAGGUAUCGAAUUUGCUGACCGAAGCAACGCAUGAGGCUAUAAACGCUACCAAAUCUAAAAUGUUUGCAACCAGAAAGGUUAUUCUUGACGGGUUUCAAACACUGUAUGGUCUUGUGCAGUGCACACGGGACCUGUCAAAAAUUGAUUGCAAUAGAUGUCUUGAAGAAGCGAUUUCAUUUUUGCCUUCGACUCCUUUAAAAAUAGGAGCAAGAGUGUUGUUUGCAAGUUGUAACAUACGAUACGAACUGUACCCGUUCUAUAAUGAAGGAGAGCCGCCGCCAGCUGCAAUUCCGUCUCCACCUCCACCUCCACCUCCACCUCCACUUCCACCUUCACCUCCUCCCAAAGGAAGAAAAACACUAUGGAUUGCAAUUGGCGCGACAGGAUCAGCAAUUAUAGUAGUACUGCUGCUUGGCUCUUUCUUUCAGUGGAGAAGAAACAAAAGAGACAAAGAGGAAAACUUAACCAGUGAUAACGAAGUUCAAUUACUUCGCUUGGGAGGGGGCAGAGUCGGAGGUGAUUAUUCAUAUGAUACGUUAUUACAAGGGGAGCAGUUGGAAUCUCAAGACUUCCCCCUGUUUCCAUUAGGCAUCAUACUUGAGGCCACACAAAAUUUUUCUGAGGAAAAUAAGCUCGGAGAAGGUGGCUUCGGCCCUGUCUACAAGGGAAAAUUAGCGGAUGGUAAGGAAUUUUCAGUAAAGAGGCUUUCAAGAACUUCUGGGCAAGGGAUAAUGGAGUUAAAAAAUGAAGUUACUUUAAUUUCCAAAUUACAGCACAAAAAUCUUGUGAGACUUUUGGGUUGCUGCUUAGAGGGGAAUGAGUCGAUGCUCAUCUAUGAAUAUAUGCCCAACAAAAGCCUUGAUUUCCUCCUCUUUGAUUCGGCUAGGAGCUCAGAACUGGAUUGGAAAAGGCGUGGAAGUAUCAUUAAUGGCAUUGCACGAGGUUUAUUGUAUUUGCACGAGGAUUCUCGACUUAGAGUUAUUCAUCGAGAUCUCAAAGCUAGUAAUGUUUUAUUAGAUUCUGAGAUGAAUCCUAGAAUAUCAGACUUUGGAAUGGCUAGAAUAUUUGGUGGAAAUCAAAAUGAAGCUAAUACCAACAGAGUUGUUGGCACAUAUGGGUAUAUGGCUCCAGAGUAUGCUAUGGAAGGAUUAUUUUCAGUUAAGUCUGAUGUUUUUAGUUUUGGAGUUCUUCUACUUGAGAUUGUAAGCGGGAAAAAGAAUAGUGGAUUUUAUCUUUCGGAACAUGGUCAAAGCCUCCUUAAUUAUGCAUGGAAACUAUGGUGCGGAGAACAUGCAUUAGAGCUGAUGGAUCCAGUUUUGGCGCAAUCUUGUGUUCCAGUUGAACUAUUAAAAUAUAUACAUAUUGGAUUGUUGUGUGUUCAAGAAGAUCCAGUAGACAGGCCUACCAUGUCAUCUGUAGUAGUUAUGUUGGGUAGUGACACAAUUACACUUCCUAAACCAACUGAACCUGCAUUUUCUGUUGGUAGAUUUGUGAAUUUAGCUCAAUCUUCAUCAGAUAUUAAAGUUUCCUCCACUAAUGAGGUAACUCUUUCAAGUGUUUCGCCUCGGUGACAAUAAUGCUAAUUUCAAGUGUUUCAAGAUCAUUAA
Messenger RNA from Pistacia vera, 2211 nucleotides. RefSeq names its product cysteine-rich receptor-like protein kinase 10. The record is from RefSeq and is a predicted model, not a curated record. The transcript is spliced from 7 exons. The coding region runs from base 136 to 2175 and encodes 679 amino acids. Gene Ontology annotation, molecular function: ATP binding; protein kinase activity. Gene Ontology annotation, biological process: protein phosphorylation. NCBI's taxonomy places the organism in Eukaryota, Viridiplantae, Streptophyta, Magnoliopsida, Sapindales, Anacardiaceae.